Molecule: messenger RNA, 858 nt
Organism: Salvia splendens (bonfire salvia)
Lineage: Eukaryota; Viridiplantae; Streptophyta; Magnoliopsida; Lamiales; Lamiaceae
Exons: 1
Coding region: 1-858 (285 amino acids)
Source: RefSeq, a predicted model, not a curated record
AUGAUCACUGAGCCGCAGAAGAAAAGUUCAGAGGACAUAUUGAAUGCAUUCAUGACACAGUCACACAAGAAUAUGGAGCAUUCCAAUCAAAGGCUAGAGAAGGUUGAGAAUGAUAUGCACAGUAUGGCAGUACAUAUGAAGAGCCUAGAGACGCAGAUGAGUCAGAUUGCUCAAGCUGUGAGCAGUAAGCAUACGCCAAGGCAGUUCCUAGGACAGCCAAAAGUAAACCCCAAAGAUUGCAAGGCAAUUCAUUUGAGAAGCAGGAAGAGUUAUGAGGGUCCUUCUAUGCAAGAAAUCUCACCAAAACCUACAUUUGAGCCCAAGAGUGCACUAUUGGAAGAAGUAGAAGCGGAGAAAGCGGAGGAGCUUAAAACAUCACCACCCGCAGUUCAACCCGAGGUAGGCACACUAGUCAAGCCAUCGGAGGUUAGAGUACCAUUUCCCCAAGUGUUGCAAAAGAAGACGAACGAUGAACAGUUCUCCAGAUUCUGGGACAUCUUCAAGAAAGUACAUAUUAACAUCCCACUAAUUGAGGCACUUCAGCAAAUGCCUGGGUAUGUUAAAUUUCUCAAGGAUGCGGUCUCCAAGAAGAAGAAAUGGGGACAACAUGAGACUGUCAAUUUGACGGAAAAUUGUAGUGCAAUUCUUCAAUGGAAGCUUCCGGCCAAGAUGAAGGAUCCAGGGAGUUUUACUAUUGAGUGCACGAUUGGAGACUACUUUGUGGGGAAUGCUUUAUGUGACCUUGGAGCGAGUAUCAACCUCAUGCCAUUGUCCUUAUACAACAAGAUGAAGAUUGGUCCAUUGAAGCCCACCACUAUCACGCUGCAGAUGGCUGAUAGAUCUGUGUUCUAUCUAUGA